Dentiscutata erythropus is the source of this 360-nucleotide messenger RNA. Lineage: Eukaryota; Fungi; Glomeromycota; Glomeromycetes; Diversisporales; Gigasporaceae. The record is from the annotation of a GenBank genome assembly.
AUGGGACACCAUCGUCCAGUUCCUUUAACUCCCACUGCGGCAAUAACCGCUAAGCUUAUGGAUACUCGUGCCGAGUUCCGUAAAACAUUUGAAGACAAUCUCGGUGUGGAAAUCUCCGAUAGUCUAGAGAAGGGUGUUUACUUUUUAGCCCCCGAUAACAUUACCGCAGAAGAUUCGUUAUAUAAACAAAUUCAAUCUGCCCUAAAAGAGGUUGUUGAUUCCGAUCCUGAAUUAGCUGCAAAAAUCAAAUCUGGGGAAGAAGAGUUGGAAACCUUAGAAACACAUGAGAAAGUCACGGCCCUUCUUCCACCUCCAAUAGAAUACGCAAAUACUGGAGAUGCUCAAGAAUCAACAUCUUGA